UAUGUCAAACAUUAAAUAUUCUCGGCCUUUUGGCUAAGAAUGCUAAAUUGCUAAGAUCAAAGUGUAGUGUAACUAUUAACAACAUGUUUACGUUGUUAUCUGCAAAUUUUCUGUUUUUCUUUCUACACUCUUUAUGUACAUAGUUCUAAUCAAUAAUGUUUGUUCUAGCCGAGAUGAAAGAUGUUAUUCGUGUUACUCCGGACCAUUUUCACCAAAGUUUGACGGAAUCAAUAACCACAUUGCUGAAUACGAAACUAGCAAACAAAGUAGUACUAAAUGUUGGCUUAUGCAUAGCUUUAUUCGAUAUCACGCAUAUCGGCCAUUCGUACAUAUACCCAGGCGAUGGUUCAUCACACACUGAAGUCCAAUUUAGGUAUAUUGUUUUUAGACCUGUGGUUGAAGAAAUUCUCAUAGGCAAAAUAAGAAGUUGCAGUAGAGAAGGGGUACAUGUUACAUUAGGAUUUUUCGAUGAUAUACUCAUACCAAUAAAUGCAUUGCAACAUCCAUCCAGAUUUGAUGAAAAUGAUCAAGCUUGGGUUUGGGAGUACCCUAAGGAAGAUGGAGAUAAACAUGAUUUGUUUAUGGACUCAGGUGAAUCAAUUAGGUUUAGGGUGACAAGUGAAGCAUUUGAGGAAAGUUUACCAACUGGACCUCCUGGCACAGAGCGAGCAGUACAAACAGUAGCCCCAUAUAGACUGGUUGGUGGAAUUAAUGAACCCGGCCUAGGCUUGUUAACCUGGUGGGAAGCACCUGAGCAAGACGAUGGAGAUGAAAAUGAUAUGGAACGAGAAAAUGAUGAAUAAAUAUUUUUUUAAAUGUUAAAA
Amyelois transitella is the source of this 824-nucleotide messenger RNA. It is a transcript of the gene Polr3H, whose product is annotated as DNA-directed RNA polymerase III subunit RPC8. The record is from RefSeq and is a predicted model, not a curated record. Bases 156 to 803 code for a protein of 215 amino acids. Gene Ontology annotation, molecular function: DNA-directed RNA polymerase activity; DNA binding. Gene Ontology annotation, cellular component: RNA polymerase III complex. Lineage: Eukaryota; Metazoa; Arthropoda; Insecta; Lepidoptera; Pyralidae. The transcript is spliced from 5 exons. Gene Ontology annotation, biological process: transcription initiation at RNA polymerase III promoter; DNA-templated transcription.